UCUAUCGCGCCGUCGAAGAGCCUAGUGGCCGAAGAGAGCUCUUGUUGCGCAGGCGCAGCCUCUGCGUGGGUCUUCUUCCUCCCUGCCUGCCGCUCGGGCUCUCGCUGCUGCUCCGCGGUAGUCAUCAUGGCGCUGCUGCUGGGCGAGCUGGUGGCGGCGGCUGCGGCUCCUGCCGGCGGCGGCGGCGGCGGGGGGAGCCGCUUGAGGCGGCAGCUGGAGUCGAGCAGCUACGCGGCCGAGGAGUACGUGAAGGUGCUGUCGCAGCAGUCGGACGGCGACCGGGACCUGCAGGAGCACCGGCAGCGCAUCCAGGCGCUGAGCGAGGAGACGGCGCAGAGCCUCAAGCGCAACGUCUACCAGAACUACCGGCAGUUCAUCGAGACGGCCCGCGAGAUCAGCUACCUGGAGAGCGAGAUGUACCAGCUGAGCCACAUCCUCACCGAGCAGAAGGGCAUCCUGGAGACCGUCACCCAGGCCCUCCAGCUGCAGCUGCAGCAGCAGCAGGCCGGCGCCGCCGCCGCCGAUGAGCCGGCCCUGCUGGGGGGCGCCCGCGGCCGGGCUGCCGCCGCCGCCGCCACCGCCGACCCCUUCCUGCUGCCCCUCUCGGCCAGGGACGCCGCCGCCGCCGCCCAGGAGGAGGGCGGCCAGCGGAGCCUCACCACGCUGCUGGAGAAGGUGGAGGGCUGCCGCGACCUGCUGCCCGAGAGCCCCGGCAAGUACCUGGUCUACAACGGGGACCUGGUGGAGUACGACGCCGACCACAUGGGGCAGGUGCAGCGGGUGCACGCCUUCCUGCUGAACGACUGCCUGCUGGUGGCCGCCUGGCUGCCCAACCGGCGGGGCGCCUACCGCUACGACGCCCUCUACCCGCUCGACGGGCUGGCCGUGGUCAACGUGAAGGACAACCCGCCCAUGAAGGACAUGUUCAAGCUGCUCAUGUUCCCCGAGAGCCGCAUCUUCCAGGCCGAGAACGCCAAGAUCAAGAAGGAGUGGCUGGAAGUGCUGGAGGAGACCAAGCGCGGCAGCCGCCUGCUCAGCGAGAAGCGGCGGCUGCGGGAGCAGGAGCAGGCGCCCCCCGCCGCGCCCCCUCUUCCUCGGGCGGCGGCGGAGGCGGCGGCGGCCCGCAAUCCUUUCGAGGAGGAGGAGGAGGAGGAGCCCGCCGGCCCGGAGGCGGCUGGAGGGGUGGAGGUGGACCUCUCCCUCGAGUGGAUCCAGGAGCUCCCCGAAGACCUGGACGUCUGCAUCGCUCAGAGGGACUUCGAAGGGGCCGUGGACUUGCUGGCGAAGCUGAACGAGUAUCUGGCCGAGCAGCCGGCGACUGCGCCCGUCAAGGAGCUGCGCGCCAAGGUGGAGGGCCGCGUCCGGCAGCUCACCGAGGUGCUGGUGUUCGAGCUGAGCCCCGAUCGGUCCCUUCGCGGCGGGCCCAGAGCCACCCGCCGGGCGGUGUCUCAGCUCAUUCGCCUGGGCCAGUCGACCAAGGCGUGCGAGCUGUUCCUGCGCAACCGGGAAGCCGCCGUGCGCACAGCCACCCGCCAGCUGCGCAUCGAGGGCGCCACUCUGCUGUACAUCCACAAGCUCUGCCACGUCUUCUUCACCAGCCUGCUGGAGACGGCCCGCGAGUUUGAGACGGACUUUGCGGGCCACAGUGGCUGCUACUCCGCCUUCGUGGUCUGGGCCCGGACGGCGCUGCAGAUGUUCGUCGAUGCCUUCAGCAAGCAGGUCUUUGACAGCAAGGAGAGCUUGUCUACUGCUGCCGAGUGUGUAAAGGUGGCAAAGGAGCACUGCAAGCAGCUUAGCGAGAUUGGUCUGGACCUGACCUUCAUCAUUCAUGCCCUGCUAGUGAAGGAUAUCAAAGGUGCUUUGCAAAGCUACAAGGAUAUCAUCAUUGAGGCCACGAAGCAUCGCAACUCUGAGGAGAUGUGGAGGAGAAUGAACCUGAUGACCCCAGAAGCUCUAGGCAGACUUAGAGAGGAGAUGAGGAGCUGUGGUGUGACCACUUUUGAGCAGUACACGGGCGAUGACUGUUGGGUGAAUCUCAGCUACACUGUGGUGGCCUUCACCAAACAGACGAUGGCCUUUUUGGAGGAAGCUCUCAAACUGUACUUCCCAGAGCUCCAUAUGGUCCUGCUGGAAAGCCUAGUAGAGAUCAUCCUUGUGGCUGUCCAGCAUGUUGAUUACAGCUUACGGUGCGAACAGGACCCUGAGAAGAAAGCAUUCAUCCGGCAGAAUGCAUCUUUCCUGUAUGAAACUGUCCUUCCUGUCGUGGAGAAGAGGUUUGAGGAAGGCGUUGGAAAGCCAGCAAAGCAACUGCAAGAGCUGAGGAAUGCUUCAAGACUCAUGCGUGUUAAUCCUGAAAGUACCACCUCUGUGGUGUGAAAUCCCUUGGUUCUUUUCAUACAUCUUUGAUAGCAACACACACCAUUAACACUCUUUUUUAAGGGAUCGUGGCCAAAUUGAUUUGACUUGAAUCAAAUAAUUUGAUUUGAGUGAUUAGACCUCUAAUCGAAUCACCGAGGACCAUCUUGAGGAUGCUUACGAGAUUCGAGGUUGCAUCGAAUCACCCUUGAUUCAAGCUCAAACUGAUUCGUUGAUUCAAGCCUCCAUUCCCCCCCACCCCCCAGCGACUUCCAUUUUGUCCCUCCAAGCUUUUGCCAUCACUGCCGGGUGAAUUUUUAGGAAUUAUGUGCGGAUUCUUGAUUGUGAAAUGACUUCUUCAUAAGAAUUCCCUAUGAAGAAGUUAUUUCACAACUGAGAAUCCACAACACAUAAAUAUUCACCCCUUUGCCCGAUUCUUUUGGGGGGUUGGGUGGCAGUUGGCACCCAUGGGGCCCCACCACCCAACCUGCUUUGGUGUCCCCUAGCUCUUAAAAAUUAGGCUGAAUCUAUUCCACUUUGAAUCAAAUCUAUUCAAAUAUGAAUCGAAUUGACACAGAUUUGAGCUCAAAUCAAAUCAGGCUGAUUCGAUUUGAACUAGAAUCAAAUUGCAAAAAUCAAUUUGUGCACAUCCCUACUUGCUUCAGCUAAUUAUGCCCUGCAAGUAACUUGGAGGGCAAAGAAAAAGGGAGAAAAAUGAAAGCAAGUACUGUAGUUGGGAAGCCACAUACAGCAGACCGUUAUUGUAACGGUCUGGUUGUGGCAUUCUAAGUUCAGGAGAUUGCUUGGGGACAAAAGCUAAUGUAAUAUUUAAAUAUGAUAAAGAAUACCUUUAACAAGUAUUAGUUGGUUUUGCAGAAAUAGAAAUAAUGGGAUAUACCCAGUGGUUCUAUUGCAGGGUUUCUCGACAUGUGGGUCCCCAGAUGUUAUUGGACUUCAACUCCCAUAAUCCCCAGCCCCAGUGGCCUUUGGUUGGGAAUUAUGGGAGUUGAAGUCCAAUUACAUCUGGGGACCCACACGUUGAGAAACCCUGUUCUAUUGUACUGAAUAUCAGAACAAGCGUGGCAGAUGUUUAAUGUCAGAUAGCUCUGGCUCCCCCUGCUCAUUUACCCUGCUAACUGUGCAAAGAGGCGCAUUUUAAAGUGGUGGAUGUCUUCUAUUAAGCAGGGGGAGAUCAACUGUCCCUAUCCGACCUAACACAGCAUCCUUUCAGUGGCUGUUGCUAGUGUCUGCCUUAUGUUUCUCUUUAGAUUAUGAGCCCUUUUGGGACAGGGAGCCACCAUGUAUGUGCGUUUUGAGAACUUUUGAAAAGCAGUAUAUAAAUGGAAAUAGUAGUAGCUACUUGGAGGCUUUGUUGCAAUUUUACCACAGCAAAGUUUGAAAUCCUAUAUAUAAAACAGCACUGAACUCCGAGAGGUGCUGUGUCAGAAAUUGCAGAAGACUUGGUGGCUGCACAUACAGUUCUCUUAGCACUGGUUGCAGCCCAAAGAUGUGUGCAUUUGUUGAAGGAAGCGUAUAUAACCUCAAAAUUAUUUGCUUGACAACUCUGAAGCGGAGGGUAGUUUUACGUGCUGCCUAGUCAGCCUGAUAAAGGGACUCCAGGAGUUGAUUUCAAGAUGUGCAAAAUGACCAAUUUAUAAUCAAGCGGUGAAGGGUGCAACUGGGGCGGAGAUGUGAUCUUUUAUAACUAGCAAGCAGCUUUGGGAGUAGAGCCACACAUGGGAUGAAGGAGUGAAAACCUAAAAGCACUGUAACUGAGGCCUAACCACACCAGCCUUAUCUUCAGCUCUGCACACAGUUGUGACUGUGUACAAUAUGGGUAAAGAAUUUUUUUUCUUUUAAAAGUAGCUUGGGCUCUGUCUUCAAGCCUCAUCUUGCUUACUAGAGGGGGAAAUUCUUACCAAACUGCAAUACUAUGAUUCCCUCAUUGGCUUGUACCAGAAUUAAUGACACCAAAAACAUAUUCAAAUUAGCUGUUAAAGGAGCCUUAUGGCCAAUGUUCUUCAACAAGCUAUAAAAUGAAAUGCGUGUUUCAUUUGCUGAAAGGCCAUUUAUUCAUUUACUUAAUUACAACUGUGUAAGUAGAUAUUAUACUUUUAUAGCAUACCUUUCAAUAUUAUGGAAAUCUGUUGCCCCUGGACAUGAGGGAUAUAAGCUUCAUCUUUGAAACAGCUGUUUUCUGAAAAUGUACUCUGAAAGAUAGAACCUAGUUGUCCCAGAACAAGGAGAUGGGAAAUCUUUCUUCCCCAAAUUUGAGAAAUAUUUGGUCCAAACAGCUGCUUUGUGUGCUGUGUAUUACCACCAUAGGGCAAAUUGAAUCUUGUAAAAGGAGGACUAAUCUUGUCUCUUGCUGGCAGUGGCUGGAAGGCUACCAUGAUCACAAGAGUAGCUUUCAUCUUUAUUUGCUCUCCAAAGGAAAAUGCUUUAGAACAGGUGUAGGCAACCUUGGCUCUCUAGCUGUUGCUGAACUACAACUCCCAUCAUCCCCAGCUGCAAUUUAUUGUGAGUUGUAGUUCAGCAACAGCUGGAGAGACAAGGUUGUCUACCCCUGCUUUAGAGGAUAGGGAAUCACUGGCACAGACACUGAUGGAAUAUGAGCAUUUACUCUAAAGGAGACUGGGUAGAAUUGGGACUACAAAUUCAGCCGCCUCGUUAUACCUGUCAUUUAACUAAUGGACAAGAUCCUCAUCUGAUGUUCACCCAGUUUCUUGAGAUGAACCCCCAACAUAUUGUGUAUAGAGUGGUUUGGGGUAUCUGAACACCACUAAAUAGUGUUGGUGUUUUGUAAUUUAUUAUUUUGUUAUGCCUGAGAAUGUAUGGAGGACAAAUUCUGUAUGAAUGAGAACAAUGAUAUAUCCUUAGACUUGCAGUCUUUGUAUGUUAACACAAAUUUACUACCACAAGUAACUAUGGAUUAAAAUAAUCCUUGAAACUUUUUAAAAGA
Messenger RNA from Hemicordylus capensis (graceful crag lizard), 5317 nucleotides. RefSeq names its product exocyst complex component 8-like. The record is from RefSeq and is a predicted model, not a curated record. Bases 127 to 2376 code for a protein of 749 amino acids. Gene Ontology annotation, cellular component: exocyst. Gene Ontology annotation, biological process: intracellular protein localization; Golgi to plasma membrane transport; exocytosis. Lineage: Eukaryota; Metazoa; Chordata; Lepidosauria; Squamata; Cordylidae. The transcript has 2 exons.